AUGUCAGCUCCAUCCGGCCAGCCACUGUCUUCUCAAAUCGCUUCUCAAAGCAAUCGCACCCAACCGUACUCGUUGAACACUCCGAGGGGCAACACGGUUGGAACCGCCGGUUCUGCCAACCGCGCCGAGGCGCGAAGCAUCCGAGGGCAAGGGUCUCAAGCCUUGAUGAGAGGAAAUGAUGUUAACAACGACAGCGAGGGUCAAGCCAAUCGCAUAAUCGAUGCGAUUACCGGAUUAUCGGCUAAGGUAGAAAAAGAGAUGCUGGUCAUGUGUGACAGCCUCCGUCAAGAGAUUGAGGCCAUGUCGAGCAAGGUCGAUGAAGACAUCGGCCAGUUGUCCCAACUGGUGGACGAACAGAUCGCUUCGGUGUCAAACAAGCACCAUGAGGACUUCAUCACACUGUCCCACAAAUUCGACCAAAUGAACGAAGACCUCGCAGGUAAUUUCGGUGGACCACCCAGUGGUGCUACUGCAGGCGCUGCUCCGGUAUCAGUCGCGCCUGCGCUCCCUGCCCCCGUUUGGAACUAUUCACCCGAGCUUAAAGUGCUUCCACUGCCACCUCUUUCGUUUUUAGGUGUCUUUUUUGCUCAUUCGUUUUUCUCCUCUAUCGUGUGUAUGCAGAAUCGGGUGGAUGCUUUUGCAUAUCAAUCGGUAGCGUUACCAAACAUCGCCGCGUAUACCAGACGUGAAGGCCCCAAUGGCGCGGUGUUGGCCAAUUCGUUGUUUGCCACCAUUAAGCGGGAAAUCAGAAACAUCCCAGGCACCUGGGCUACCGAACAGCUUCCUCCAUUGGUUAAUGGAGUCGCGGACGUUGGGGCAACCCAAAGGUACGCGACUCUCGUUAAGGAUGCUGGGAAACACGCUCGAGAGCGUAUGCACCUCUUAGUGUUGCACAACAUCAAGGGGACCGUUGCAGGCACGGUGCCCUGCCUCAAAGUUCUCAUCCAUCGCGUUGCCAAACACUGUGGUGACACCGCCGAGGGCCUUGACGAUGAGGCUUAUUGGGUCCACGCGCCUUACGAAACACGCCUCCGCAUUGCCUAUCUUGUGAGAAGUGUAACUCAUUUAAUAAUCAGUUUGGGAGAGGUGCUGACUGGGUUUCUCUUGUUCCAGCGGCGCAAAGCUAUACGCAUAUUUCAAUCGCGCCGACGAGGCGGUGCCGGGGGUAAUAUCUGGGCGCGAGUGGACGCACAACUCGCCGCUUUCAGUGCUCAAGGGACCUUAUAUAGUUCCGCGUUUUACAAGUUGAUUUACGAUCAAGAUCGUGAAACCUUUAAUGGCGAAACAAUGUUUUCAGAGAUUGACGAAGCGGAAAGAUUUGAUCUACCUUCAGAAGAUGAGAUCCACGGCAUGAUGGAGCUUAUUGAACAAGCAGGAGGCUCCUUGGUGGGAAUGCUUAAUUGA
This is a messenger RNA of Melampsora larici-populina 98AG31, 1404 nucleotides long. RefSeq lists its product as uncharacterized. The transcript has 7 exons. Bases 1 to 1404 code for a protein of 467 amino acids. The record is from RefSeq and is a predicted model, not a curated record. Lineage: Eukaryota; Fungi; Basidiomycota; Pucciniomycetes; Pucciniales; Melampsoraceae.